AGAGGGAGGGGGGGACUCAAGCAUGUAUGUGUUGGUGGGGAUGUAUUGGAAUUAAAUCAUUGAAGGAGAAGAAGACUUGAUAAUUAUGAAGUAGAAAGGAGCAGUGGAAGAGUAAAGAACAAUCUUCUUAUUAAGAAGAACAAGAACAAGAGAAAAGAGGAGAAAGAAAGGGGUCUUUGGCUUGCUUGUUUUCUUCUCUUUCAUGUCUUGAGUGCAACUGUUGCUUUAGAUAUAUAUAUAUUUUUUUCUUUUUAUUUGGGGAUUUCUUUGCUUUUGUAUUUUCUUGAUUUUGUUGGAAUUUGGAAGUUUUCAGGUUGCUACAGUGGAGGUAUAGAUCAAUACCCACCAUCUAGAAUUUCCAUUUUUUGGGAUUCUGAAGGAGGGUAGGGACUAGAGAGGAAGUUGAAAUUUCAUGUAGAGUAGUAGAAAUUUUGUCUGAUUUUUCAGUUUUUAGGUUGGUGAGAAGAACAAGAAGAAGGAAAAGGAAAAGGAAAAGGAAAAGAGAAGGAGCUUGUUAAAGAUGGCUGCGGCUCCGUCGGCGGCGGCAUCCUUCUUCGGAAUCAGGGAAGUAGAUCAAAACCAAAUAAAACUACAGCAACAACCCUCCACACCCACUUCAUCAGCUGUUCUAGCCACAGCACCUCAGAAGAAGAAGAGGAAUCUGCCAGGAACACCAAAUCCGGAUGCAGAGGUGAUUGCACUAUCUCCCAAGACUCUAAUGGCCACAAACAGGUUCAUUUGUGAGGUAUGCAACAAAGGGUUUCAAAGGGAGCAAAACUUACAGCUCCACAGAAGAGGACAUAACCUUCCUUGGAAGCUAAGGCAGAAGACAACAAAAGAGGUGAAGAGAAAGGUUUAUUUGUGUCCUGAGCCCACAUGCGUCCACCAUGACCCUUCAAGGGCUCUUGGUGACCUUACAGGUAUUAAGAAACACUUCUGUAGAAAACAUGGAGAGAAGAAAUGGAAGUGUGAUAAGUGCUCAAAGAGAUAUGCAGUUCAGUCUGAUUGGAAAGCCCAUUCCAAGACCUGUGGCACUAGAGAAUACAGAUGUGACUGUGGAACUCUCUUCUCAAGGGUUUGUUCUCUUCUGGGUGGGCUCGAUGUGACCUUCCUCAGCUCUUGCAGACGUGAUAGUUUCAUAACCCACAGGGCCUUCUGUGAUGCACUAGCUCAAGAGAGUGCAAGGCUACCCACUGGGUUAAACACUAUAGGAAGCCAUCUAUAUGGAAGUAGCAGCAUGGGUCUAGGCUUAUCUCAAGUGGGUUCACAGAUUUCCUCAUUACAAGAUCAAAACCAUCGCUCUAGUGAUUUACUGCGACUUGGCGGUGCAGCAGGAGGAGGACAAUUUAAUCAUCACCUCAUCUCGCCGACAUCGAAUCCUUCUUCGUCGUUCCGGUGUCCUCAACAGACCCAUUCACCUGCCUUCUUCCUAUCAGGAGCUUCUAGUCAAGAAUUUCAUGAAGAGAACCACCAUGGGCUUUUACAAAACAAGACCUUUCAUGGACUAAUGCAACUUCCUGAACUUCAAAGCAGCACAAGCAAUUCCUCUUCUUCUGCAGCUGCAGCUGCUGCCAAUCUCUUCAACAUCAGCUUUUUUUCCAGCAACAGCACCAGUAGCAGCAUCAACAAUAGCAACAAUGCCAACAAUGACAACAGUCAUCAAUUGACCUCUUCUGGGUUACUAAUUCCUGAGCAGUUCAAUAAUGGAAAUAAUGCUGGUGGAGAAGGAACUAAUUCUCUCUUUUCUGCAAACCUAAUGGGUGAUCACAUUGGAUCAAAUGUCUCAUCUCUAUACAACAAUUCAGUGCAAAAUGAUGUUGUUAUUCCUCAAAUGUCUGCAACAGCUUUGCUUCAAAAAGCUGCUCAAAUGGGUUCAACAGCAAGCAGUGGAAGUGGUUCUUUGCUUAGAGGCUUUGGCAGCAGCUCUUCAUCAAGUGGUCCUAAAUCUGACAGGCCUCAUCACUUGACUACCAACUUUAGGGCUAAUUUUGGAAGUGGUGAAGGGGGAGAAACCCUAAGGUCAAGGUUGGAAAAUGAAAACCAUCUCCAAGACCUAAUGAAUUCUCUAGCCAAUGGUGGUUCCUCCAUUUUUGGACAUGAACAAGAGAUCAACUUUGGUGGAUUCAAUACAAACCGAAUUUCAUUGGAACAACACCAUCAGAGUACUAAUUUUGGUAACAUGGAUGAACCAAAGUUGCAUCAAAAUCCCACUGUGAGUCUUGGAGGAUCUGAUAGGUUAACCAGGGACUUCCUAGGUGUUGGUGGGAUGGUAAGGAGCAUGGGAGGUGGUGGGCUAUCACAAAGAGAACAGCAUAGUAUUGAUAUCAGUUCUCUGGAUCCACAAAUGAAGUCAGCUACUAAUCGAUCCUUCGGAGGCGGUGGGAACCUGCAGUAAUGAUGAUCUGGUGAGAGUGAAAGAAAGGAUUUUAGGUAAGUGACUCAAAAACCUGGUCAAUUUGCAGGAUUUUAGGUAAGUGACUCAAAAACAUGUUCGAUUUGCUUUGGAGAGGCUUUUAUCUCUCACAUUUGACUUCCCUUAAAUCUUCUUGCUGUGAGUAGGUGUUUUGAUUAUAGAUCGUCAUGCACUGAGAAUAGUUGCUUUUAUUUUUAUUUUUCCAUUAUCCUUUCUAUCCUUUUUUUGUUCUCUUUCUCUUGCUAUCCCUAGAAGGGAGAGUAACUCAAUAAAAAUAGACCCUUAAUUUCCUUCA
Molecule: messenger RNA, 2708 nt
Organism: Macadamia integrifolia
Lineage: Eukaryota; Viridiplantae; Streptophyta; Magnoliopsida; Proteales; Proteaceae
Product: protein indeterminate-domain 5, chloroplastic-like
Exons: 4
Coding region: 521-2395 (624 amino acids)
Cellular component (GO): nucleus
Molecular function (GO): DNA-binding transcription factor activity
Source: RefSeq, a predicted model, not a curated record